Molecule: messenger RNA, 6624 nt
Organism: Chilo suppressalis (striped riceborer)
Lineage: Eukaryota; Metazoa; Arthropoda; Insecta; Lepidoptera; Crambidae
Source: the annotation of a GenBank genome assembly
CGGAGAGCAGCUCCGAGCCAGCCAGUGCGACCCACGCGCUCCCCGCGGCAGCCCGCUUUUGAGCGCACGCUCUUCGCUCGUCGUCGCACUCUUCGCUCGCUCGUAGCGCACUCGUCAUAAUAAAUAACCUUUCACCCGUGCCUCCGAGUUCGCUCGCCUUUAGCGACGCUAUUUAAAAGCAUGCCAUUAAUACUAACCCUAUUGUGUUCAAAUGACGAGACUAGUGUCACAUUAAAAUAUCAUGAAAAGCACUUGUGGAACCUUUAAUUUCUGUGCAUUCUACAUGUGAUAUUUUAUUACUUUUAAUUUAUGAUGGAAAAUUACAAGCGGCCGUCGCCAUCGCCGUCGCGGUGUUCGGUGAGGAGCGACAGCCGAGUGUUCCGGCAGCCGCGCAUCAUCCACGUGAACCGGGACGCCUCCACCAUGGUGGACGGCGAGACCAGCGCGGGACCGGUGCCGCCACAGCCCGAGUGGGACCCCCGUCUCGGUCCGCACGCCGCACACUUCCGCUCCCGCACCUUCAGCGACGGCUUUAUCAGAAACACCAGCCUCGAACUCCUCCUAGGCGUCGACUGCGAAGCAUGCCUCGCUCUAGCCGCCCAAAGGCAGUGUCUCGACAAACAUAUAUCAGAUCACGAAUUCAACCUGGUCUGCAGCUGUAACAUACAGCAAAACAACUAUUUAAACUACCAUCAAGAUGCGAAAGAUCACCGAGGGCACACCCUCAACAUUUAUGACCUCGAGAGAAUCAAAAGAGAAACUGGUCGCAGCCACCUCGCAAUCGGGUCACACCGCAGUCUAGAUCGAAAGCAUACCAAAAGCAAAACUAUCGGAGUCUCCAACUACAUUUCGAAACAAUUAAUAUCGUAUGACCCCACGAACACACUCGUACAGAAAAUAAAAAGGAAACUUUCCAACUUAAAAAAGAUGGGGGGCGACUCGGUGUUGAAAAAACAUACGAACGCGGUCCAACUCGCCGAGAUAACAUCGGGCUCGACGAGCCCUCUCAAGAAACUAUCUAUGCUGUCACUCGUAGACAAGUCUCAACGGAGGGUUAACAGCCAAAGUUGUAUUUUCACGUCGACGAGGUACCCGCCUAAAGACGAAUUGAAAACUAACGCACCUACUUACGCAAAUUUUUCUGGUAACGUGGACCAAUGUUUCGAUAGGCUCAAAGAUUGCAGUUCCAACACGGAUACGAUCAGAAAGUCAUCACACAAAAUGGUGAAAAUGAAAAGUUUUGACAAUAACGAUGAACUGCUCACUAGGCACUCCCCCGCUUUAGAAUCAAUGAAAUUUUCCACGUUAGAUAAUAGAAGUCGAUGUAGGAGUAUAAGGAGGCAAAUGUCGUACAACGACUUUCCAAGCGAACGGUAUAGAGGGUCAGAGAGUUGGUCACGGGACGACACGACAGCGGAGUCACGCAGCACGCGCAGUGACCUGGUUGACGACGACCCGCAGACUUUCCUGGACGCCGAUUUGGUCAUGAUGGGCCCGCGGACUCUGCACGCCCACUGUACCUGCGAUCAGACACACGACACAAGGAUACCUUCAAUUUUUUACGAUACACAGGGUAAGAAGCGAAGUGCCCCAGCGCCUGACGUGACAGACAGAGGGCAGGGUCGGGCGUGCAGCGCGUGCAAGUCACCGCAAUGGGCACCCGGAGCCGCGUCCACGACUAGCCACAGCUCCACCACCACUGGAAACUCGUCACGUUUUUCCGUGUGGCAUCGGCGAUGGUGCUGCGUGGCGGUGCUGGUUUUGGUAGCCGGCACAGCCUGCGUGGCCGGUCCGCUGGCACUCCGAGCCCCACCCGGGGCUCCGCUGCACGAACGACUUCGGCUGGCCGAACGGUUACUACACGACACCCCCCUCAUUGACGGCCACAACGAUCUACCGUGGAACAUCAGGAAAUUUCUACACAAUAGGUUAAAAGAUUUCAGGUUUGACGAAGACCUUCGUACGAUAUCACCCUGGGCCACAAGUUCCUGGAGUCAUACAGAUCUACCACGUCUCAAACAGGGCAGAGUGGCAGCCCAGUUUUGGGCGGCGUAUGUGCCUUGCGACGCCCAGCAUCGGGACGCAGUACAGCUGACAUUCGAACAAAUUGACCUCAUCCAGCGGCUGACUGACAAGUACCACCCGCAGCUGACGCUCUGCACGUCCGCAGACGAUAUAUUAUCCGCGCACGCGAAUCACCGCGUCUGCUCGUUGGUCGGGGUGGAAGGUGGUCACGCCAUCGGCGGCUCUCUAGGCGUGCUCCGAACGCUGUACCAGGUGGGCGUGCGCUACCUCACGCUCACAUCUACCUGCGACACGCCCUGGGCGGAGUGUGCGUCCGCAGACCGCGCCGAGCCGUCAGCUCGGGGCGGCCUCACGCAUUUCGGAAAGGUGGUUGUGAAGGAGAUGAACCGACUCGGGAUGCUGGUGGACCUGUCGCACGUGUCGGAGCGCACGAUGCGCGACGCGCUGGCAGUGUCGCGAGCGCCUGUGCUGUUCUCGCACUCGUCAGCGCGCGCACUGUGCAACGUGACGCGAAACGUGCCCGACACUGUGCUGCGACUGCUGGCCGCUAACAAAGGCCUCAUCAUGGUCAACUUUUACACGUCUUUUCUGACUUGCAGGGACACCGCUACCGUCAAAGACGCUAUAGCGCAUAUUAAUCACAUCCGUGACGUAGCUGGCGUAGACAGCGUGGGCCUGGGAGCAGGCUAUGAUGGAAUAAAUUACACCCCGCAAGGUUUAGAAGACGUAUCGUCAUACCCCUUACUGUUUGCGGAGCUCAUGGAGGAGGGAUGGAGUAUAGAGGAACUGCGCAAACUUGCCGGAUUGAAUCUGCUGAGGGUCCUGGGUGCGGCGGAGCGUGUCGCACGCGAGCUGUCGUCCGCACACGUGCUGCCCUUCGAAGAUAUCCCGCCACGCCCGCUUGACACGCACAACUGCUCCAGUCAAGACUUCUAGGCCGAUCCCUUCUUUUCAGAAAUAAAACCAAAAAAAUGGGUACUUUGGCAUAAUUGGGCUGACCUUAAAAAUAAGCCCUCUUUAACCUCACAGGGGUGAAAUAUUAAAAGACGUAAGGUGGGUGAACCAUGGAAGGCCACUCUAACGAAUAAACAGUUUUUGUUAGUUCAUUUACUGGAUAAAUGAAAGAAACAAAUCAAUAACUUUGUUUUAUUGUGUAACAUAUAAAUUCCUUUUUUUUUUGUUCUAAAUGUAAUCACUAUUUAUUAAACUUAACUUUUAUUAAGCUCUUUUAAACGGUAAGGCCGUUUUUCUAGGAACAGGUCUCCAUUCAACGCCAAUAUUAUAAUCAGAUAUUUCGAUAGUUACUGUCGAAAUAUCCGCUUUUACUAAAACUACAUAAAAAAAACAUUUUAACGAAACAUUAAAUGCUUAAAAGAUUAUAUAAUCUUCUUUAAAAAACUCAACGAAUAUUCCUUGAACACUAUCGAAUAACUAAGAAUAUAUUGAUAAAAAUUAUUUAAAAAAUAUAGUUAUGAAUAUAAAUUCAAUAAUAAAUAAGUUGCCAAUGCUUUUUGGAAUGAAUUUGUAUAUAACAAAAUUGGCCUUCAAUGGCCUUUUUAUGGGUCCGUUCUUUGUAAGUCCAAAAUGUUUCUCAGAAGGUUAAGUUGAAUAACCCUUAUAAAUAAUAUUACAAACAUAAAACUUUUCCGGUACGUAUUUAUAACUAUAAACUAAGUAUUCAUAUUUACAGGAUUUAUAAAUAUUCUUAAUAAUAGUAUAUGGAAGGUCCAUAUACCCUAACAAGGCCGACCGUAAAAUUUUUGGUUGGCCUUAUAAGGAACUUCUGAUAUUUUAACUUGAAAUCAAAACAAAAUUAUUAUUAUUUUCUUUGGUACCAUAACAAAUGUUUAUAUGACAAUUUACCGUGGGAAAUAAGGCAAUAAUAAGUUAUUUACAUAACAAAUUUACCUUUAGCUGUGCGCGCGAAUUACAAUUUUGCCGUCGACGACCGAAGUCGACGAAGCGAGGGACUGCAAUCAAAAAAUUGCGACGAGAGCGACUCGCCGCUGCGUCUGUGUUGAUAUUGAUAUGAGUUUGAUGGAGCUUAGUGUGAGUGGGAGGAAUUUAUCGUUACACGACAAUAGCUAUGAUUUUUUUUAAAGUUGGCCUUCAAAGGAGCAUGGCCUUUCAUGGUCCACCCGCCUUGAUUACAAACCGGCGAUCUUGCUCAGUUUAUUGCCGGAUUUACUUAAUACAGGUCCUUCGUCGUGAAUUUACGAUCCAAUGGCGAAGUUGUUUAUUAGAUAAGUCUCUGUCUCAGAUUUAAUCAGUCUCUCCUUUUUGAGACUGACUAAACUGAGCAUGGUAAUAAUACACUGUUGUCACUUUGUUGUUCACUGUUCACUUUUUCAAAACCAUUGUUUCGUUUUCAAACUGAAAAUUUAGCUGAAGUAGUGCUGGGUGAAAUAACGUUGUGGUCGGGUCGGAGUAUAAUGCUAUUUGCUCCACGGAUUCAAAUGAAAAUAUUUAAAUAGCGUUGUUGUCGAUUGUCAAAAGCAGUCUGGCGUGUCUAUUGCUGUUUUUUUUAAGUUUACCCCAAAAUAAUUUAAUCUUAUUGCUUUUAUACCAAAGAAAUCGUUUAGAAUAUAUUAAUGUAUUUGUUUUAUAAUAAGUUUGUCAAAACCAUACUGGACCUACCUAAAAUUUCGUGUUCAACAUGUUUUUUUAUCUACGUAGAUGUUAAGUACCUACUGACAAAUAUUUCUUGUGCAACACGCUUCAUUUCCAUUUCAAAUAAGUGUAAUUAAAUAAUAUUUUGGGCUUUAAUAUUGUAAACUAACCUGUGAUCCUGAAACGCAAACGAUCUAGUUCAACUAUUCACUCGCACUUGUUCCCUACACACAAUACUCACAGUAUCAGAUCGCGGGACGACACUUUUUUGAUGUUUGCGGUUUUUACACAUACGAACCACUGGAUUCCAUACAUUUGACAAUUUAAACCCAUCCUCACGAUUUAAAUUCUUGUGUUUGGUUAUUUCAAUCACUUCCCUGACCAAUCUUAGUAUGUAGUGGCGUUCUGUCGAAAUAAUUUGUGGAUUAUGGAGCUCAAUCCAGUGAUUAGGACCCGAAUCAAUUAAAUGUUCCGCGAUGGCUGAUUUUUGCGUAUCAUUAUUUCUGACUGCUUUUAUGUGUUCUUUCAUUCGGCACGCUAUUGUCCGCUUCGUUUGGCCAAUAUACGGACUACCACAGCUGCAGUCAAUCUUGUAUACACCAGGUUUAUCCAAGGGGAAGUUGUCUUUGGGAGACCGUAGAAUCUGUGACACUUUUUUGUAAAGGAGUGAAGACAGUAUUCAGUGAGUACUUAUUAGGUAUGUUCGAGAUCUUGUCUGUCACUCCUUUGAUGUAUGGCAAAAGUAGUGGUUGCCUGUCUACUUUGUGUUUCUGGUGUUUUAGUUUGUGUUUGGGUGGAAACUUUCCCGUGUAUCCAUUAUUCUGUAAGACCCGCCGUACAUGCUCCAACUCUUCGUGCAGGUGUUCCUUGUCACACAAGUCAUAUGCACGGUUCGUUAGUGAAGUGACUACAGAAUUUAGAUGUUUAGGGUGGUGAUGCGAGGCGGCGUUGAGAUAACGGUCUAUAUGUGUGGGUUUGCGGUGAAUGGAAUGACUCAGCGAACCGUCAUUCUGCACCCGAAUCUUCACAUCAAGAAAGGCCAGACUUCGGUCUUCUUCCAUCUCAUAUGUGAACCGCAUUUUGGUAUGGACUCCAUUUAAAUUUGCCAAAUGAGCCUGGACAUCUUCUUUGUUUCCUUUUAAAAUACAAAAUACGUCAUCAACAUACCUCUUCCAUAGUGCAAUUUCUGUGGGGGCGGUGGCGAAAGCUUUUUCCUCAAAAUACUCCAUCCAUAUAUUGGCAACUACUGGAGCUACCGGACUGCCCAUUGCCACCCCAUCUAUUUGGAGGUAGUACUGACCCUGGUAUAUAAAGAAGUUCAUCGACAAACAAUGAUGUAACAACUUGGCAUAUUCUGUCGGGAUGUCAUUGUCUUGCAACUUCACCUUUACUACUUCCAGAUUGUCCAACACAGGUACGUUUGUAAAAAGUGAUUCCACGUCGAAACUAACCAUCAAGUGAUUGUCUUCCACCUUGUUUUGGUGUAAGAUUUCUACGAAGUGGCGGGAAUCCUUUACAAACGACGAUGUUCGUCCCACUAAUGGCUGCAAUAUUUUUGCUACGUGUUUGGCGAGUUCAUACGUAGGUGAGUCUAUCUGACUCACAAUCGGACGUUGCGGCACUUUCAACUUAUGUAUCCUAGGCAGACCAUAUAUUUUUGGAGGUUGGACGUUUCUAGGACGUAGCAAAUAUUUGACGGUAUCGUCGUCUAGAGCGUAGGCACAUUCUUUUAUAAGUGAGCGAGUGCUUCGAUCAGUCCUCGCCGUUGGGUUGUAAUUAACCUUAAUAUACGUGUUUGCAUCAGUGAGUAGACUAUGAAUCUUACUUUCAUACUCAGUGAUGUCCAUUAUGACAGUCGCAUUCCCUUUAUCACCUACGAGGAGGUGAUAGGGUUGGUUGAAGAAGGGAUCAUGCGUAACAAGAUACCAGCAAUUGAUGCGGAUACGCUUAGACAAGAUGUUGCUGUGGUGUUACGUCAUGUGAAACCAC